This is a messenger RNA of Sceloporus undulatus (fence lizard), 7796 nucleotides long. RefSeq names its product fucosyltransferase 9 (gene FUT9). The coding region runs from base 309 to 1490 and encodes 393 amino acids. Gene Ontology annotation, molecular function: alpha-(1->3)-fucosyltransferase activity. Gene Ontology annotation, cellular component: membrane. The record is from RefSeq and is a predicted model, not a curated record. The transcript has 2 exons. NCBI's taxonomy places the organism in Eukaryota, Metazoa, Chordata, Lepidosauria, Squamata, Phrynosomatidae.
UGUACAUGACUGCAAAGUAAACAUCCACUGGAAAUUUUAUCCCACGAGUUUAGGCAGUAUCAGGAGUAUUUACAGUGGAUUCAGAAACCUUACAGUUUGACCUAAGCCUGUUGCUGCUGGUUCAAGGGAAUCCAGCACUGCUGUUACAAACAAGCACCGCUCCAGAUAAGAACCCCAGCUGAAAGCUUCAGAUCCUGCAUUCUCAACAUGUGGUAGCAGGCUGCCUAUAUGUUGACCUGCAUGAAGGUUUCUGCACCCACCAAACUUAGUUCUAUCGCCAUUGGAAUAAGUCUUACCUCUGUUCAAGGAUGAACCUGUCAAGCCAGUUGCUAAGAGAUUCAUAUACAGAGAGAUGGGAUCCUUCAAAGAUCACUGAGAUAAUGGGAACUGCUUCAGUUGUUGGAGAUCAAAUUAUGACAUCAUCAUCCAAAGGAAUUUUCCGGCCAUUUCUAUAUAUCUUUAUUGUGCUGGGCUGUUUUAUGGCAUGCCUACUUAUUUAUAUCAAGCCCACAAACAGCUGGAUCGCCAAUCCCAUCGAAUCAGCAAGCUCAGUUCUGAAAAUGAAGAACUUCUUCUCCACCAAAAGUGAUUAUAUCAAUGAGACGACUAUUCUGAUAUGGGUGUGGCCAUUUGGUCAGACAUUUGAUCUAAAAUUCUGCCCAGCGUUUAACAUACAUGGGUGCCAUCUCACUACUGACCGCACACUGUACAAUCGUUCUCAUGCUGUUCUUAUUCACCACAGAGACAUCAGUUGGGAUCUGACUAAUUUACCUCAGCAGCCAAGGCCACCAUUUCAGAAAUGGAUCUGGAUGAACUUGGAAUCACCAACACACACUCCGCAGAAGAGUGGAAUUGAACAUCUUUUCAAUCUGACCCUCACUUAUCGUCGUGAUUCAGAUAUUCAAGUGCCUUAUGGCUUCAUGAUGGUUAGCACAAACUCCUUUUUGUUUGAAAUGCCAAAUAAAGAAAGGCUGGUGUGUUGGGUGGUGAGUAACUGGAACCCUGAACAUGCAAGGGUCAAGUAUUAUAACGAACUAAGUAAAUACAUUGAAAUACAUACCUAUGGGCAAGCGUUUGGUGACUAUGUGAGUGACAAAAAUUUGAUCCCAACUAUUUCCACUUGUAAGUUUUACCUUUCUUUUGAGAAUUCCAUCCACAAAGACUAUAUCACAGAAAAACUUUACAAUGCCUUUCUGGCUGGGUCUGUGCCAGUUGUUCUUGGUCCUCCUAGAGAAAACUAUGAGAACUACAUCCCAGCUAAUUCUUUCAUACACGUGGAAGAUUUUCUCUCCCCACAGGACCUUUCAGAGUAUCUUUUGAUGCUUGACAAAAAUGAUAAACUGUAUCUUAGCUACUUCAACUGGAGGAAAGAUUUUUCAGUCCGCCUUCCUCGAUUCUGGGAAUCACACGCAUGCCUUGCAUGUGACCAUGUAAAAAGACACCAGGAAUACAAAUCUGUUGGUAACUUGGAAAAAUGGUUUUGGAAUUAAAUCUUGAACAUUUUUGCACUUUAUACAGAAAAAGCAGGAAAAAAAUCAUUAUUUGAAGAUGGACAAAACAUUCAUCAGUCAAGGGAUCACUGUUUAUCUUGUCCUUUGGAUACAACAAAUUCCAUUUAGACUACCUUCUCUUAAUCUGGAUAAUUAAUUCAGACCUAAAUCUGGAAUCUUUCACUGGAAAGUAGGCAGGUGUAUGAUUAUUUAGAUAAGAGGAACUGAUAAUUGGCAACCUGGGACAGAUGUUUGAUUGCAUUGUGGAAGCAAUGAGCAUUGUCAUGAUUUCUUGUUAUAUUUUAAUCAGACUUAACUGCCCAAUGUGAAAAAUCUAGGAGUAGCAAAUUUUGCAGUGUGUUGUUAGGGGGGAAACCCCAAGAGGUAACUCAUAUGGAUGCUUUUCAAGAUCCAUACAUGUAUCGGGCACAAAAAGGCUGCACAAAUUAUUUCAUUCUGAGCCACUGGUAUGGGACCUUAUUUAUUUUAUUGGAAAACCUGCUAUGUAGAUAGCUGGUAAUGUGCACUGAAGAGUAACUUUAUUGUUUACCAUUUCUUUUUAAAAAUCUUUUCUCCCAUUUUGAAGUGCAUCAAUCACUGACCAAUACAUAUAGUGAUAGGGCCAAUGUAAACAAAAAAUCCUGGUCAUCCUCUCUAAUAAUAUUUGCGAAGAAAAAAACCCAUAGAAAUACCUAGAUUGUCCUCCAUUAAGGCUAACGAUUUACAGAAUUUCCACACCCUUAGAAAAAGUUACAGUACUGAAGUGCUUUCUCUUUUUUCUUAUUCUUUCUUUUUUAAAAGAUUAAAAGAGAUUGAACAAUUAGGCAGUUAUCUGGAAUUAAGCCUCAUACAGCUCUGUGGGAUGUGUGAACAAACAUGUAUAGGUAUAAGAAGCAAAAUUAAGAGACAGCAUUGCAAUGUUUAGUAGUGAAAACAUUUGAAAUUUACUAGAUAAGAUUAUUAGGCUACUAUUGUUUUUGGCCCAAAGAAUGAAAUAUGUUAAUGAAAUGCAUCAUCCCAGAACAAGUUGUUUAAUUGGUGAUAUUUCAUACAGUUAGAUGGGAAGACAUAUCUGAAGGUCAGUGAACUAAUCUAAACUGAAGACACAGAUGCAUUUUUAUGCUUUGUAUUUUGUGAUGGAUGCAAAAACACUUCUGUCUACACACCGGGAGGCUGCAGCCUCUUCAACAAGUAUAACAUCACUGCUGACAGAACUGCUUACCUGUUGAAAACGGAGAAGAGAAAGCAAGCUAGUGACCAGGUGGUUUCCAGCACCUUCAGAGUUGCCAUUAUUCAUGAUCUGUUGGGCAUUGUGAAUACAGUUUGGGAACUAAUGCUAGAUAUACUAGCCUCUGCUCCCCAUAAAGGGUGCUCUGUGAGAAGUGACCUGUUUCUAAUUGUGGUUAUUUUCAUUGGGCAGUAGAACAUUUAAUUCUAUAUCAAGGACAUUUGUAAGUGUACAACAUUGUUCGGUCUAGUAGAUUGUUGGCAUGAAGGAUAUUCAAAAUCAAGAGGUCAUUUUUCCAGCUAGAGAAUACUACUGCUCCUAAGAUACAUGAGGGUGUCUUCAGUGGAUUGUUUUAAUAACUCCAGGGUAUAUAUUUUUAAAAUGUAUUUGGGAAGAUACAACCAUUCUUUUAUUUCAAAGGAUUUUUCACUUGCUCAGCACUUUGUGGCUUGAUCUGCUCUUGUCUUUUUGUGAAUGUAAAAACUGAGGUUUUGCUUGACACCACAUAAAUGCAACGGAAAAGAACAGCUUGUUUACAUAGUGCAGGUGGGUGGCAGGAAGAGGUGUGCACUCAGAGAUCCCUCAUUUCUUUCAAAGAAAAGAGGACUCUACCAUUUACUUCUAGGUAUAUCACUGAAAUUUAAAAAAACAAGUCUUAGAAGGCAGCAGUCCCCUUUAAAUAUAGUUAACUUUCAAUUCAAUAAGUGGUGAGAUGAAAUGUCUGAAGAGAUUAAAUGAAAGGAUAAAGAAUUAAGUGUAUUUUGAAGAGUGCUGCUUUGAUAUUAUUUAUUGUGGCACUGCAGUGAAGCACUACACACUUUUUAAAAUUAUUGUAGAUCCCAAUAACUGAUGCUAUUCAGUCAGAAUACACAUUCAAACUACGCCUCAAAAGCUACAAGACUAUUCUGGUUUUGUUUACAACACUAGGGCUGUGGGCUUUCAAGACUCAAAUGAAGCAUUUACCUCAGAUUUCUCUGCAGAAUUUGAGUUUUGCAGUCAGACAUUUUUAAUUCUUCUAAAACUAGUUCAAGUGUUCCCUUUUAUGAGACAUGCAGACCCAUGAAGGUGAGAAUGGGGCCAUUUCUGCUGACUCUAGCUUGCCAGUGUGUCCUUAUUCCCACUACACUAUCCAUACACUCAGUAGACACAAGCCUAGGUGUAUGCCUCUCCUGUGAUCUAGAACCCUGUGUCUUUAUGUUUCUACAUCAUGGGCAGAGAUUGUUCAUGGGAGAGCAGCUCUUAACCACAUGAAGGGCAACACCUACAUAGGGUUAAUGUGUCUCAACCAAAUGGGCAUUGUGAUCAGUUCAUCCCACUCUCUGCCAAUAUACUAUAUUUUUAUUCAUGGUCCACCAGCAAAUGUAAAAAUGUAUGUACUGUCCUAUUGCCAUAUAGCUUGUGGCAACAAAAAAUAUCAUGUUGGAUUAAGACUUAGUCGUGCUCAGAAUAAACCCAUUUAUUCUUUGGGAAUAUUACUCAAAAAUAACAUAAGCCCCAUUGAUCAAGAGUGACCACGUCUGGAUUCAACCUGAUGACUAUAUUUUUUAAAAUGUUAUAAAUAAUGUAUAAAUGAGCUUUUGCUAUCUGAAAUACAAUUAUCCAUAACCAUUUAUAACACAUUGUCACUAUGGAUUUGCAAUGCAACUCUGUGUUAAUCAUAUGUGAACAGUGUUCUUUUGUAUCAAAAUUUUCAGGUUAAACUGCAUGUUCCAUGAAACAUUUGGUCAAAUGGAUCUGUCAUGCAUUAGUCUUUCCUGUUUUUCCUAAAAUAGGACAUUUAGCAGUUAUUUAUCAAUACAGAAAUUGUUUAUUGAGAAAAGUGUGAUACAACCUCCCCACUGAUUUCUAUGAAAGAAUCUGAUCUUUGUGUGUUUCUUUGAAUGAAAGUUAUCAUGUAUAGAAUGGUUCACAUGAAGUACUGGAUCAGGGUAGUAGUUUCAGAGGUUUAUGAAAUAUCAGAAUUAAAGGGGAAACUGACACUGAUGUUUCCUUUUUUAAAAUGCUUUGAUUCCCCCCCUCACAAAAAAAAUAUUUUGUCACAUUUGUAGGUAUUUCAACAUCUCAAAAUGUGUCCCUUACAGGAAACUGUGAAUCUCCUCUAUUCACCAGCAUUUGCAUUAUGAAACUAAAAGGGAAAACUGAUAAUACUGUAUGCAUAAAUGCUAUACAAUAAAAUAUAUUCUUUUCUAACAUAUAUAUAAAAAAGCUGAAAUGGGGUAUUUUAGCUUUCAUGUAAAGGUGUCUGUCACCUUUUGGCAGAAUAGCACUUUUGCAUGUAGUGGGGUAUGAGGAUUGGGGAGAGAGACAUUGUUCUUUAUGCUUCUCUCCAUCUGCUACUUCUUGUGCCAUAGUCCACAGCAUUCCUAAAGUGUUCCCAAUUCCCAGAUUGAGUUGAAUUCCAAGACUGACUUGAAGGACAUGUUGGGUUGACGUAAUAAAGUGUGGGGGGGGGGCAGGAAAGCACCAAUCAAUGAUGUGGACUCAAUUUAUAGAGCCCGAACUUCUUUGUAUGUGUAAUUGUAUUUUUGAGUGUGGUCAGCAUUUCUGUUUGUAUUUUUGGUCAAAGCUAUAUGCUGCAAAGCAAAAUGAAGGUUGUAUUUCCAAAACUCUUCUUUUGGAUCAUGGAGAUGAAAUCUAAAAGAGUAUACUAUGUCAAAGUAAUGUAGAACCAGACUCACUUGGGUCAUAGUAGCAUUCUUGCAUGUUACACAGCAGCAACCUGUUUUGUCUCUUGCUGGGAGGAGUAUAUUCUCCUCUUCCUCACUGACCUGCUAACCUGAUUCUUUUCCUUGUUCAAAAUGUUAAACCAAAUUUAAGUAACAUCAUUGCCUUUACAUCCUAACUUUCAGAUGCAUAAUGACAUAAAAUCAAAACAACUAUGAAAUAACAAACUUUCUGUUUUCUUGCUACAGCUAACGACAAAGACUUGGUCCAGAAAAAAUGUCACAUUGUGGGCUUUUGUGGCCUAAGGCACACAUGUUUCUCUUGUGCUAACUACAGUGAUCUGCUGAUAGCUGAAAUGUGUGAAACUACUAAUGCAGAGCAAACACAACUCUGAGGAAAGCUAUAUAAGAAAUCCUUAAAGUGAUUUGAUAUGGAGUGAUGGAACUUUUAAAUCUUCCUAGAAUGUCAGAAGUUUAGUUUUUCAGGUUGUGUCAUUUUAAUUUAUAUGAAAAUAACGGAGAGUAAAAGUGAAGUAAGAUACAUAUUAAAGUUGGAUGAAGAAGCACUCUUCUUACUCAUUUUGGUUUGCAAUUCUUCGUUUACCUAGGAGAAUGCAACCAAGGCACAACAGACUUGUUCAUUUCUGCCAUUAGCUAUACCAAGAAAUAUUUCUGGAAAAUGCAUUAAAAUUACACAUAUCGUGAACAAUAGUUUACAGAACAAUAAUCUUCAUGAGUGUAUUUAAUCUGGACAAAUUAUUGAAAGAUUCCAAUACAUUUUUAUCACAGCAAUGCUAAUAUUUUGAUAUACCUGUUGCUAUAACACUGGCACAUAUCUGAUCCUUAGUUUCUUUGUAUGAGACCAGAUGCCCACUGUAUGGGAUGUGUCUGUGUGCACACACACACACGCAGUUGUAUUAGAAUUGUGUUUGGGUCAGGUCUCUACAUCUGAGAGUGGAUACAGGAUAUUUCUUUUUAAAUCAAAACAGAAAAUAGAUCACAAUCAAGGGACAGAAAUAAUUUUUAAGUAUGUGUGUGAGAGAGAGAGUAGGGAGGGAUAAUUAAAUAGUUACAUAAAUAUUAGUAUUUACAGAGUUUGCAAAACAGUAUCACAUGUGGGGUACUUGUUUAGAAAGAAAACAGUUAUUGAAUUCUGAGUUACAUUUCAGUAGCAUUGUGUACAAUUGUAAUAAUUGUAAAGUAUUACAGGAAAUAGAAAUUUUGCUUUGGUCUGCUUUUUCAUUUCUUAGUUUUAUGGUGGAAAGGUUUAAAGAAACCAGAUUUUCAGGUUUUAAAGACUGAUAUUUAUAUGUGUGAAGAGCAUGCUGUUUCAUUUCUUAAUUUCUCUGUUUAACCGCUUUGAUUACCACCCACAUAAUCAUACAAGGAAAUUUAAAUUGCUCCAGUUGUGUGCAUAUAUAUGUGUUCCUUAGAAUCCUUUUUUGCAUAUGAGUAACACAUAGAAUAAUAUAUACUAUAUAUACUAGUCUAUAAGUUUAAAAAUUUAUGUCCCAAAAUUAACCACAAAAUCCCAGGUCAACUUAUUUACGGGUCCCUAUGGAAAUGCGAUAGAAUUCAGAUUUCCCCAUGCCAUGCGGAGAGGAGUUUAGCAAGAAAGAGCCAAGCAGAAAGAACCCUGGGGGAUUGACUGAUAUUACUGUUUGUUUAAGAGUCCCCCUGCCACUCACACAUCUGGCUGAAACGAAAGCUGAAACGAUGAAGAAAAGCCUCAGUGAGAGUUGCUGUUGCCGUAAGCACACAUACACACACUGAAGGAGCCUCUACAUUUUACCCUCAACCUACCCAUGAGGGUCAUGGCAAAAUCCUUAAUUUGGGCCCUAAAACCUGACUUUGACUUAUACAUGAGGUCCACUUAUAGUUGAGUAUAUACGGUACAUAAUCAUUAUGUGAAAUGUCAACAGUAACCAAAUGAUUCUAAACUAGACUCUUAUAUUUUAUUGAAUUGCUAUUUAUAAGCCCUACAAUUUGUUUUUAGCACAAGGGCUUAAUUAAAUGUAUGAGACACAGACCUACCAUCAUUUCAUAUGCCAUUGCCCUUUCUUCAUCUUCAUAUCAAGACAGAUGAGGGAAUGCCCUAAAGACAUUCUUCCCCAACCUGUUAAGAUAUUGUGUUAUAUGUUGGGCUACAAUAUCCAUUGUCGCCAGCCAACACAUACAGGGAAUGAUUAAAAUUGCAGCCCUACUCCUCUGGAGGGCAAAAUAGAAUCAUAGAGUUGGAAGAGACCAUAAGGGCCAUCCAGUUCAACCUCCUAUCAUGCAGAAAUACACAAUUUGUCAUUCUCCAAGCUUGCUCAUCUGCCAGUUGUGAAUACAAAAUUUGUAUCUGUUUCUUCUAAAUGAUCAAAAUCCAUUUUCCCCUUCACUCACAUAUCCACUGGUUUUUAAAAUUCUACU